CAACACGUAAUCAUCCACUCUCACGGCUGCCACUUUGCGGCUGCCCAUGACUCCGACACGAGGACCUCUCACGCAUUGCAAACCAGAGCAUGCCACAAGGCCUCGCGAGCGGCAAUCAUCACAUUCAGCCAGAUUGCAACCAUACUCGUCCCAGACUGAGAAAGAUAAUCUUGCCUUAUUUCUCCAUCAUGCCCUCUCAAGCCCGGUCACCCUUGAGCUUUCAAUUUCGAAUCUUACCAAGAACCCUGGCGUCCUGCCGAGCUGUGACAAACCCCUUCCUUCCCAAGCACAACCCUCAAGACCACCACAACAGGGAGAACUGGAACACCAGCUUUUCGGUCCAAGGCCCAGCCACCAGAGAGGCCAGAGCCACUGAACCAGAGACGCCCGGACCCAGGAUUGUGCACCAUCUAACUAUUCUUAGCACCCCUGCUCGUCAGAAGGAUUCGAAAUUGGUAUGUACUGUGUACAACGGAUUUUGGUGUGAUAGAUUACACUGGCGUUCGGCAUGCACUUCACUCACGUUGUUGCUGCUCUUCACAGUGGCCCAAUCACCAUUGACAUCGCUGGCGAUGACAAACAUGAACAUGGGCGAAGUAGUGUACUGCGACUGCGUACCUAGGUCAAACGAUUUGCCACGCCGCGAGAUGCGGCCUGUGAAGGGUCUGUCCCACUCUGUCCUCCCUCAUUAGCGGAGGCCUUUUGCGACACAGAUCGUAGGCACACAUUAUCUUAUCCUUGGGUUACGUGUAGUGCACGCAUUUCGUACUUGGCAUGAAUUAGCCUGAUAGAUGCCUAUUGACGUCAACACCAGUCAAUCCUCUCCUCUGGUAGCUAAUGGUGGAAGAGGUCCGACAUGAUGAUUCCCCCGGAGCCUUUGUCGUUUCGGCCUAGAUGAGCAGGAGCUUGGGGUUGCUUUCAAGACACGCAAAGCGGGAUGGCAUGUAGAACCUUGCUAAAACGCCCAGGACGGUAAUACGUCGGAAAGAAUACGUGUCCAUCAUGACUCGCCUCUCCCGUCAACAUAUCUACCCUGUUCAAGCAUACGCAGUAGACUACC
Neurospora hispaniola is the source of this 1060-nucleotide messenger RNA. RefSeq lists its product as uncharacterized. The transcript has 2 exons. The record is from RefSeq and is a predicted model, not a curated record. Lineage: Eukaryota; Fungi; Ascomycota; Sordariomycetes; Sordariales; Sordariaceae. The coding region runs from base 90 to 692 and encodes 200 amino acids.